Cydia splendana is the source of this 2804-nucleotide messenger RNA. RefSeq names its product PAS domain-containing protein cky-1-like. Lineage: Eukaryota; Metazoa; Arthropoda; Insecta; Lepidoptera; Tortricidae. The coding region runs from base 543 to 2516 and encodes 657 amino acids. The transcript is spliced from 12 exons. Gene Ontology annotation, biological process: regulation of transcription by RNA polymerase II. The record is from RefSeq and is a predicted model, not a curated record. Gene Ontology annotation, molecular function: DNA-binding transcription factor activity, RNA polymerase II-specific; protein dimerization activity; RNA polymerase II transcription regulatory region sequence-specific DNA binding.
UGGGACUUGAGAGGCUGUGUUAGUCGAAAAGCGCGCGAACUCAGUGUAGCGCCGAUGCCCGUGCGCACAGCACGCCCGUUCGCCCGCGUCUGCGCAAGCGCGACCUGUCAAACUCGUUGACAGUUCCGAAUUUGAAUCCGAAACGCCGAUUGGCGUUUUCAAUUUUUCAUUAUUUUCUUUUCAAAAUGGGACCUAGGCCAGAUUUCAUGCAUGCUGUUAUUUAAUAAAUUGAUAAGGUUUUUAUUGUUGUGACACUGUUUAUCAAUUAUGACUGCAAAAUAGGCGUGAAGAGUGCCUAAAUUUGUGUUAAUGGAUUUCUAGGUCUGUUGAAUUUUGUUUAGUGAUUACAAGGGCAGUCUUGACUAGUAGGUGUGAACUGAUAAGGUGUGAACUUUGGAAUACAUUUGAAUUUGUUGAGUGUAUUAGAUGCUUGUAGUAAAGGAUUGUUUUACAGAUAAACACGGUGACAGCAGUGGGGGCUUCGUUAAUGAUGCGAGCGCGCGGGGCGCGGGGGGACGCUGAUCAAAGCGUGCCACACACACAUGAGCAGCUACGCACACAACAUGUUCACCAGGUUCGACCAAGGCAAAUCAACGAAAGGCGCGAGCAAGCUCCGACGCGACCUAAUCAACGCAGAGAUCGCCAACCUUCGCGACCUGCUGCCGCUGCCACCUUCCACCCGCCAGCGCCUGUCUCAGCUUCAGCUCAUGGCCCUCGUCUGCGUCUAUGUACGGAAGUCGAACUACUUUCAACAAGUUUUCAAACGCUUUGAAAUCAAUCAGCAACAACCUCCAGCUCCUAACUUUGGUUUUUCUAAAGCUCUCAACGGUUUCCUGAUGAUGAUGACGCAAAACGGGAAGUUACUCUACAUAUCCGACAACGCAGCAGAGUAUCUUGGACAUUCGAUGGAAGACCUGCUUAUCCACGGGGACAGUGUAUACGACGUGAUCGACAAGCAAGACCAGCAGGCGGUGAGGGGGGAGCUGACGCGGGCGCCGGCGGACGGCGAGGACCGCGUGUUCCUGUGCCGGAUGAAUGUGGCCAGGAACGCGAGGAGGCAGAUGCGAUUUGGUGACCAGAAGGUAGUGCUAGUGCGGGGCCACUUCGUGUCGUACCUGCCGCUGUGCAGCCGCAACGAGCCCGUGUUCCUGGCGGCGUGCACGCCGCUCGCCAUGCCCGAGACGCGCGAGUGCGUCGUGCACGGCGCCACCAACGUCUUCACCACGCUGCACACCAUGGACAUGAAGAUACUGCACAUCGACGCCAAUAGCGAGUGGCACCUGGGCUGGGACAGGAGUUCGCUCCACGGCGUGAGCUGGUACCAUCUUCUACAUCCCGACUGUUGUAAAGAAGCACAGAGCAAACAUCGCCUAAUAACUCAGUCCGAGCAAGAGCGGUCUUGCAUAGCUCUACUGCGGCUGCAGCGGAGGUCAGGCCAGUUCCUGUGGGUCCACGCCGUUCUACAGUUGAAAGACAAUCUGGACAAUUCACAACGACCUGUCAUCGUUUGCACUAAUCAAGUCUUAAGUGAGCAAGAAGCAACAGUCAUGAAGGCGAAUCCCUGGCUUUAUCAUUACUACGCCGUUCAAUCCAAGCUCCAUUACGGCCUAGCUUACGAGGCUGCGACCAGAAUGUACGGGCCACCGCCGCCCGAUCUCCAAGUGUACCCUCCAGCCAUGCAGUACACGCCGACUCCACCCGUCUGUAUAAACGGGAGCCAAGUGAUGAUGCCGAACCCAGGCCUGCAGCCUCACAUACCACACGUGACGCCGCACUUAACUCCGAUGCACUACGCGUAUGAAAGGGCGGACAAUGGACCUGUGGAUUACUCUGUCCCAUUACAGGAUAACAGGUACCACAAUGUCAGGAUAGAAGAUACUAGAAUUCAAUCAAACGCCAAACGGAAAGGAAAGAAUACCGAUGAAAAACCCAGCACACCAGUUUCGAACAUGUCGCCUCAGUGCACGCCUUCCACAGUCACUUCAGGGGGCGAAACAUUAGUAGCAGUUACGGGGUCAAUAGCUAGCAGAAGACCAGGGUCCAAAAACUUUAAUAUAUCAGAAACUGAAAUGGUCGAUCAGUGGAAUCCAAGUCCGACUUGGUCCGAAUCGGCUCUCCAAAAAGUUCCCGACGUUUGUCACCAGGACUUGAGUCCCUACGUGACGACAACUCCUCCCACUCCUUCUGGCACGCCGUCCGCUUACACACAAAACUAUAGUCAUACCUUUGUGUUCGACUGGUCGCCAGAGCAAUAUGUUCCUCAUACUAACAAUAGAUGUAACACAGUAACAACCGAAAGUUCCUACCAGCAGCAGACGUGGAAUAGGAGUCAGAGAGCAUCGUUCGCGACUGCGGACACAGUAGACGAGAAUUGCAAUCCUAAUAGAAUAAGCUUACAAAUGAGGGUCAGUAAUCCACCGCCAGCGUAUAACGCAACGAGGGAAGGAGAGAUUCUUAGAAGGCAAAUGGAUCGUCCACAUCCUGAAUCGCCGGAUGCCAAGAAGCCUGCUUUAUAACUAAAGUUAAUUUGUUUAAUUUCUCUAAAAUAGUUCAAUAUUAUGUUACCCUAUUUAAAUAAAUUUUAUUUUAUUUAGACAAAAAGCUCUGGAACUCUCCUGUGAUCUUUAUAGCGUUAAGAUUUUUUUGAUGCUAGGCAAACUGUAUAUUCAAUUUAAUAUAUGGAACUUGUACAAAUUACUCUCAUUAUGUAAGUACAUAAAUAAGUUUUUCACAUACAAUGUGAUUAGGUUGUGUAUACGAUGUACAUAUUAUUAUUAUUAACUUAAUUUAAUUUUACUAAAGGG